GGCCCUGCAUGCCGCCCUCCCGGGGUGUCCCUGAGAGAGGUCACUUCCACUAUAUAAGCUGCCCCCACCGAGCGGAGGACACCAGAAGCUCACCAACCACCGCCAUCAUCAUGAAGACUGCGCUGAUCGUGGCCGUUGUGCUCGCCGUGGCCGCCGCCGACACCCAGUACGCCUACAGGCCACCCCAACCCUCCGCCUCGGCCAGGUCAGACUUCAUCGAAGUGGUGCCCAUCCUGAGGGACAACCGCGUGCACGACGAGGCAGGCAGCUACAACUACGAUGUGGAGACCGGCAACGGCAUCAAACUGUCACAGUCCGGCUCCCCGUCCGGACCCGAGGGCGCCGUGGUCAAGGCCGGACAGUACUCCUACACCGCCCCGGACGGCACGCUGGUGGAGGUGAGGUAUGUCGCCGACGAGAACGGUUUCCAGCCUGAGUCUCCCCUGCUGCCCGUGGCCCCCGCCUUCCCCCAUCCCAUCCCCCAGUUCGUGCUGGACCAGAUCGCCUUCGCCGCCGAGGAGGACGCCGCCCGCGCCCGCGCCGAGGCCUCCCAAGUGAGGUCUGCCUCUGUGGCCGCCCCCUCAAACAGCUACGUAGUCCCGCAGUAAAUAUACACAUUGAAUUCCUAUAUUUUGCCCAUGUCCGCGCGUACAUGUACUUAGUCAUAAUAUUUAUUAUAAUAAUAUAAUAUGUAUAAUUUAUUAUAAAUAUUAAUAAAUUUUGCAAUGAUAUAA
Messenger RNA from Eriocheir sinensis (Chinese mitten crab), 734 nucleotides. Its product is annotated as cuticle protein AM1199-like. Gene Ontology annotation, cellular component: chitin-based extracellular matrix. The transcript is spliced from 3 exons. Gene Ontology annotation, molecular function: structural constituent of chitin-based larval cuticle. NCBI's taxonomy places the organism in Eukaryota, Metazoa, Arthropoda, Malacostraca, Decapoda, Varunidae. The coding region runs from base 9 to 608 and encodes 199 amino acids. The record is from RefSeq and is a predicted model, not a curated record.